AAGUCGUGUUGUGUGGGCCCCUGGGCGCUGCGCCCCCUGCUGGCUGAAGGAGGAGACGUCCUCAUGACCGGGUGUUUCUCGGCUCGGACCGUUGCACACGUGUCUGCGCUGUCUGCACACACACACACUGACACACACAUCUCUCCGGCGCAGAGCAAAGUGAUUGUGUGUGUGGGAGAUGAACCGCAGGCGCAGAAAGAUGAACUACAGAACACACUCGCCAAAAUGGGCUGCAAGAAUGUGAAGCUGCUUCCAGUGUCUCUGGGGUGUGUGGAUGUGUGUGACGUGCGUCUCCAGGAGGUUCGUGUGGCGCUUGUGAUGCCGGCGUGUUCCCUGUCUGCCAUCAGCAACCCUGUGGAUUACAUCAUGCAGGAGAACAGAGACCCACGGCUCAUGCUGGAUCUGUCACACGGCUCCGUCUCUCCAGAGAAACUCCAGACGCUCGCGUGCCGACAGAGGAAAGACCUGCAGCGCGUCGGCCAGUUUCCUCAGGUGCGGGCGGUGCUUUACUCCACCUGUUCUGUUCACUCAGAGGAGAAUGAGGAGGUGCUGAAGACCAUCCUCUCACAAUCACAGGAGAAUCACUCCACAGCGCCGCCCUACAGGCUGAGUUCUCCAGGUCUCCUGCAGGACUCCAUCACUGAAGAUGAGGACGAUUCACUGGAGAUGAAGGCCAGUUUCUUCAGACUGGAAGCAUCAGAUCAUCACAAUGGCUGUUUCGUAGCUCUGCUCACACGACAGCCUGAACCUGAAGUGAAAGAGACGUCACAGCAAGUGCUUGCUCGCGCAGCGGCCAAAGGCUUGCUAGACGGACUCCACCCGAAGCAGCCAAUCAGCAGAGAGGGCCGAGGCCGACGGUCCCGAAGAACACCAGCCAAUCACCAGCCCUCCACGAAGACACGCCCACACGCCACACAGAGCGACCAAUCACGCGUGGCGGAGUUCUUGAACCACGAGAUGAGGGGAAGCAACUCGGCGCCGAUGGUUUCUCCUCGCAGUUCGUCACGAUACGAUCCACCCUCGAGUUCUCGACGUCUCUUUCAGGGCGUGUUCUCCAGGACAGGCCACACCCCUAGCACAACAGGCCACACCUUUAAGACAACAGGCCCCUCCCAUGACACAGCAGGCCACACCCCGAACACAGCAGGCCACACCCCAAACACAACAGGCCCCUCCCAUGACACAACAGACCACACACCUAACGCAACAGGCCACACCCCGAACACAGCAGGCUCCACCUCUAACACACCAGGCCACACCUCUAACACAACAGGCCCCACCUUUAAGACAACAGGCUCCACCUCUAACACACCAGGACACACCUCUAACACAACAGGCCCCACCUUUAAGACAACAGGCUCCACCUCUAACACACCAGGCCACACCUCUAACACAACAGGCCCCACCUUUAAGACAACAGGCUCCACCUUUAAGACAACAGGCUCCACCUCUCACAUAACAGGCCCUGCCCACAACACAACAGGCUCCACCCCUAACCUCGCUUCUUUCUCUGAUUUCUACUGUACCGGUUUGACUGGUUUGAACACUGCUUCAGCAUCUGUGAUCGACGAUCACUACUCAACGCCGGUCGCUCCGCCUAAAGGCCGACAGGAAGUUCUGAGGCCGACGACUGUCAUGUUUCCUCCCGUUCUGUCGUCAAGCGACGGUCUUCUUCCCCAGAGGCGGAGCCAUGCUCUCAUAAGCCCCGCCCACACCAUUACAAGCCCCGCCCACACCCAUCAGCACUGGAGUAACUCGACACCGGCUCCCCCUCGAACCCAAGCGGCAUUCAGAGCGAGACUGAAUCAUCUGAGGCCGUGGCUCUGA
Molecule: messenger RNA, 1827 nt
Organism: Rhinichthys klamathensis goyatoka
Lineage: Eukaryota; Metazoa; Chordata; Actinopteri; Cypriniformes; Leuciscidae
Product: putative methyltransferase NSUN7
Exons: 7
Molecular function (GO): methyltransferase activity
Source: RefSeq, a predicted model, not a curated record